CAGUUUUAUGCUAAUGUAUUAGCAGGCUAAUUAGCCUGGGUACACUUCAGCAGCUGAUAUACGACCCAAAGAAAAUCUUGACAACGUUACUAAGGCGACUGUUCGGCAUAAACCCGACACCCCAGAUGUGACUUAACUGUUAAAUUGUCAGUGUAGCUAACAAACUGGGCUAGUAGCUAACUGGCAGCUGUAGCUAAUAAGUCAAAGUUUGACUACGAAGGAACUCAGCAAACUUGGGGACUAACAGAUGAACUUUGUGGGUUUGGAGAAUUUAAGCUAAGAUGGACGUUUUUCGGAUCCGUUGAAGAUAAUGUCACAGUGGAUGUUUAGGGGACAUCGGAUCCUGACUUGGUCUUGUCCCGUAAGGGCAUUGCUGCUGCUGAGAGAAUCCCAGCUCUCUGCUAUCUCUGAGCACGCUGGUGCUGGAUGGCAGGCUGUAAGAGCAGCGAAGGAAAAGAGAGAUGAAGGGAUCCGGGAAAGUAAGGAGGGGUCGUCGGUGUCCACAGAGAGGGGAUCCUGUUCAACACAGCUGUUAUGCUUGGACUGUGAUAAUCAUCAGCUGAGAGAGGCUUCAUCUCAAAACCUCCUGUACAAAGCAGUUUUGUCCAGCCAUCAUCCACCCCCUCAGGUUUCUCCCUCUGCAAAAGCCAAGCGAGCAUCAGAUUUGUGGAAAUGCACUGUAGUGGAAGAUUUGGGUCAAAACCUCAAAGCUGUGAGCACUCACCGGGACUGUUUAAGCAACACAACUUGCCUUCAAACCCAGAGAAGGCCUUGGGAGUUUUGCCAAUCUUCACUCAGUUUAACCAAUAAGACUCAGUGUAACCUUCUUCAAAGCCAUUUAUAUUACAGGCAGCACUUUGUUAGACCUUUUAGCUUGUCGACGCAUAAGGAAUGGAUUAUAAAUCAAUUUCACAAUAGACUGCAACCCUCCAGCCUUUCUUUUCACCAAACCAGAGCUGCUCAUCAGGCUGCCCCUCAUGUGGCAGACACCUGGAGAGACUGUCUAUCCCUGGAAAAUGAAAACAGGUGUCGACAAAGCCUGAGGCCCAACUUGAAGCUGUACGAGGUGAACAAGGGAGGAAAGGGGGCCAGUCAAAGCCAGGGAAAGAACCAGGGGAAAUGGGCGUCAGUCCUGGUCUCUCUCUGCUCUGUUGAGGGGGAGCCGGUGUUUCUCUUCACUCUGCGCUCCAGCACACUGAAGGGCCGGCACAAGGGAGAUGUCAGUUUUGCAGGAGGAAAGAGUGACCCAUCAGACAGAGAUGUGGUGGCCACAGCGUUGAGGGAAGCCAGGGAGGAGCUGGGUGUCAAUGUGGCGACAGAGAGGGUGUGGGGUAUCCUGAAGCCUCUCAGGGACAUGUCAGGGAUGGUGAUUGCUCCUGUGCUGGCUAACCUUGGUCCCCUAGAGGAGAUGUCCUUCAAACCAAACCCUGGAGAGGUGGAGGAGAUUUUCACCCUGUCCUUGUCCCACUUGUGCAACCCUCAGAACCGUGGCUACACACACUUCCGCACCGGUGACAAGUACGGAUACACCCUGCCAGUGUUUCGUAACGGGAAGCAUCGAGUGUGGGGCCUGACAGCCGUCGCCCUAGACCAUACCCUGAAACUCAUUGUCCCUCCUUAGCAGCUCAAUCACGGUUACCUGUAAAGUUUACAACGCACGCAUACGCACAGCACUCAAAGAUUUGAUUAUGACAAAUGUGCAAUCAAGCUUUGUGUAGCAAAAUCAUGGCAUGAAUCGGAGUUAAAUAUUUUCAUUCUCCUUUCUGGGAGAAUGAAAAGUAUCACAGUCAGGAAAAAGAUUUUUCUGCUUGUGCACUUUCUGACCUUCGGGUGUAUAAGAAUCUAUUGAAUUGAUCAGGUGUGUUGAUGACCCUGAUAAAGAGCAUUAAUUUGUGGAAAAGCUAUGGAGUAACAACAUCAGAAAGCAGAUUCUCACCAAACACUAUCUGCGUGUGUGUGUGUUUGUGAGCUUGAAUGCGUGUGUAUGUAUGUUUAUCUAGAUAGAAUGUACUGCUUUAUUUUUAACUGUUUCUAAAUCCUUCCACCAGUUAUCUUUACCACCAGUUACCAAUUAAAUUGAUUUUUAACAAGUUCAAUCAAUGAGUCAUGUCUGCUUAGCGAAGUGCAGCUAAAACAGAGUUCAUGUGAUUCAGCUCGUGCCCAUUUUAUCACUCACUAGCUCAAACCUGGACUGUUAUAAACACUGAAAUGUUGUAAGCACACUUCAUGUGGUCUGUUGAUGAACAAUGCAAUAAAGGUUGUUUUAAAGGUUU
Micropterus salmoides (largemouth bass) is the source of this 2273-nucleotide messenger RNA. It is a transcript of the gene nudt8, whose product is annotated as nudix (nucleoside diphosphate linked moiety X)-type motif 8. The record is from RefSeq and is a predicted model, not a curated record. Gene Ontology annotation, molecular function: coenzyme A diphosphatase activity. The coding region runs from base 311 to 1621 and encodes 436 amino acids. The transcript has 5 exons. Lineage: Eukaryota; Metazoa; Chordata; Actinopteri; Centrarchiformes; Centrarchidae.